Westerdykella ornata is the source of this 1975-nucleotide messenger RNA. RefSeq lists its product as uncharacterized. The transcript has 3 exons. Gene Ontology annotation, cellular component: fungal-type cell wall; cytoplasm. The coding region runs from base 267 to 1913 and encodes 548 amino acids. The record is from RefSeq and is a predicted model, not a curated record. Gene Ontology annotation, biological process: fungal-type cell wall (1->3)-beta-D-glucan biosynthetic process. Gene Ontology annotation, molecular function: 1,3-beta-glucanosyltransferase activity. NCBI's taxonomy places the organism in Eukaryota, Fungi, Ascomycota, Dothideomycetes, Pleosporales, Sporormiaceae.
CCACAACGCGUCAGAGUAAACGCAUCGCACAAUGGGAAUACCCCAAGCCCUGAAGGUUCCGACAAUUGUUGUGGCAGUCUCCAUGCAGGAGGUAUACGCCGAACUCCAACGCUCCUUCUUCUUCUCAAAAUGACAGCGAGUCUCGUUUUCUCCUCCACCCAUGAACUCAAAGCAUUUCGAACCUCACGACAGUGGUGUCAACCUCAUCUACACAUUCAUUCAUUCAUGUGAUAUCAUUACCUGUCUCGCUCAUUGCGUCAUAAACGAUGUUCACAACGUCGAAACUUGUAAUCGCCGCAGCAAUCACUCUUGUCUGCGCCAGCCGCUCCAGCGCCCAAAGCUGGGAGACGAUCCCUGAGAUUGAAAUCUAUGGAAAGCACUUCUUUUACGCCGAUAACGGAUCCCAAUUCCACAUCAAAGGAGUCGCGUAUCAGCAGAACUGGGCACCGCAUGGCAAGAUGGGCAAGCAUAAGAAGCUUCAGGAUCCAUUGACCGAUGGGAAAGGAUGCCGUCGCGAUGUUCCUUAUCUCAAGGCGCUCGGGAUGAAUGUCAUCCGUGUUCACGAUAUCGACCCGAACGCGAACCACGACGACUGCAUGGAGCAACUCGCAGCCAACCACAUUUACGUCUUCGCAGACCUAGGGAUACCAGGAACACACAUUGAAAGCAGGGAUCCAAAAUGGGACGUGGGCCUAUACCGGCGGUAUACUUCGGCCAUCGAUGCGAUGAGCAAGUAUAAGAAUGUCAUCGGGUUUUUUGCCGGCAAUGAAGUUUUCUGGAAGGCGGACCAGACGAAGACAGCAGCAUACGUAAAAGCCGCUGUGAGGGACAUGAAGGGGUACAUUAAAGGAAUGAACUACAGAAGCUCCCUUGUAGUUGGCUACGCCGGAUCGAACGACCGUACAACCAAGGACUCGGCAAGCUACUUCGCCUGCGAUGCUGAUGAAGCUAACAGUGCCAUCGACUUCUGGGGUUACAACCUAUAUUCCUGGUGUGGAAAUGCUACGGAGCACAAAUACCAUGAUUCCGGAUAUGAGGAGGCCUAUAACUUCUUCAAGGAUUAUCCUGUCCCCGUCUUCUUCUCCGAAUACGGCUGCAUCGAUGCAGACGAUGGAUCCAGCCUGGCCCGACACCGCCCCUUCAGUGAAGUCGAAGCUAUCUACGGGCCCAUGUCUGACGUCUUCUCAGGUGGUAUCGUAUUUGAGUACUUUAAGGACGGCUCUAAAUAUGGCCUGGUUCAACUCAGGGGCGACAAAGUCAAGCCCUACCCGGACUACACUUCGCUCAGCAUACAGCUCGCCCGAGUUGCCCCCGCAACAACAACGAAGAGCGGGUAUAUCCCGAGCAACACUCCACCAGCAUGCCCAGCCAAGUCUGAUAAGUGGAAAGCCGCGGCCGUUCCCUUACCUCCACACCCGAACUCCCAACUCUGCGCCUGUGUCGCCGAUAGCCUGGACUGCGACAUCGUAACCAAUGACACCCACGUCUACGGCAAGAACUUUGACUACAUCUGCGGCGUGAAUCACGCUCUCUGCGCCGCUAUCGUCCGCGAUCCUGCGCUCGGCUUUUACGGCGGCAUGUCCCACUGCGAGCCCAGAGAUCAGCUGGCGUGGAUUGCGAACCAGUUCUACAAGGGUGCGAAUCAGCAGAAUCAAGCGUGUUAUUUCAACGGCGCGGCAAAUAUCAAGAAGCCUUUCCUCCAUUCAGAAUGUAAGGACUUUGUCAAGAACAUCGCGAGGUUGGGUACAGGGUAUGUGCCCAGUCCGACGGGGAAGGGGGACGCGCAAGUGACGAGGUUGAGUGUGGUGUCUUCUGGUUUCCCGCGGCCGAUAUAUGAAGAACUUGGGAUGCCGCUUUUUGUGGUCUAUCUUUGCAUUUCGGUAAUGAGUCUUGGGGCUGUUGUUUUCUUGUAGACGGGCGUUAGGGGAUGCUGUGCACUCCGGCAUUAGUAAAUGGGCCUUGGGUAAUCUAAAGG